Molecule: messenger RNA, 1248 nt
Organism: Penicillium olsonii
Lineage: Eukaryota; Fungi; Ascomycota; Eurotiomycetes; Eurotiales; Aspergillaceae
Source: the annotation of a GenBank genome assembly
AUGCCAAGCACCAUGGACAUGCUGCGUCUCUUCAUUGACCCCUCCUUCUGGGUAUGCCGACUCCUGGGCCCUAAACGGAAUUCAUUGCCUGGACUCCCGGCCCAGGUCUUGUUGCGAAUAGCGGAACUUCUCUCUCGUGACGAUAUAACAUGCACCUCACUCUGCAGUCAUCGACUAUAUGCUCUUUUAAAAACGAGGGAUCCUUCUACGCUGCGAACAAGACGAGACAAGCUAGCCCUUCUGGCUCGCCUCGGGCGAGAUCUCCCAAAGUCCUACGUUUGCCAUUCCUGCCUUGUUUUCCAUAGGCACGAUAAUUCAGGGGUCGAUCCUCUUGAGCCUAUAUCCAGAUUUAUCUUGGGCUGUCCAAGAUUAGCACAACACUAUGUUCAUGAAAGCCAGCUCUUUUCUUUCAAUAUGAAGUUUCGGUAUCGUUUUCACUUCAUACACCUGCAACUUCUUAUGAUGAGGUUCUAUCUCGGCCCAGAAUAUGGGAUCGGCACCGAGGACAUUUCUUACACAGAAGUCCAACUCCACAGUCUCCAGCCUGGAACUCAGCUUUAUCUUAUCUCUUCCGUUGACGCAGAAAUAUGUUCAACGCAUCCUAGCCUCAUUCUGAGAGUCCAACAGAUCAUUUCGGUUGAUCGUGAUAAGCGGUACCUAUUGUAUCGAUGUCCAUGGCCGCCAUCGAUGAAAAGGUUUAAGAUUCCCCCGCACAGCAUCACCAUUUGCAGUCACGCGAAGUACCAGGAUAUUAGUACCUGGAUCAAUAAGGUUGUGAAGGCCCAUCGUGCUGGAGAAAAAGCCCCAUGUGUCUCUUUUGCUUGUUCCUUCUGUGGCACCGAGGCUAUUCUUGAACUGGUUGAAUUCGAAAACCAAUUGGCUCUGGUUAUUACAAAGUGGAUAGACCUAGGUGCUGGUGUAACACUGGAAGACCGCCAAUGGCGUGGCCAUGAAUUGUUGGAGGAUUGGCCCACGUUGUUCAAAGGAGGGGGUUAUGCACACAUGAGGUCCACAGAAGGAGAAUUUCACACUGAAUAUUUCACGAAACCAAGCGCUCGAGCCUGUUUUGAACGUGCGUCGAGGGAAAGCUUACAGUCUCGCAACAUAGCAUACCUCAAGGAUCAGCGGUUCAAGAAGUGCAUGAUCUACAAGCCCACAAGAUCUGCGUAUGAGCCCCAUACAUGGUAUCUUUCGCCAGCCACUCACCGGUCACCUUUCUCUUCUUUCUGCAGCUAUUUUGAUCUAUGA